AUGGCUUCAUUACAGAAUAAUGAGUUAAACAAUCAUCUUCAAUCUGAUGAUGAUGAUGCAAAUGUAAUUCAUAUCAUAGAUAUAACGAAUGGUACAUUUCCUGAACAUAUAUCUGGUCGUAUUGAAAGUAAUGAUACAAUUGAAUUCAAAGUUAAUUCAGAUGAUGAAUAUGAUAUAUUUCAAGUUUAUAAAGAUAAUACUGAUUACUAUCGAAUAGAUAAUGGAAUAGAAUUAUUUAAUAUAAAUAAUAAUACAUCGGAAAAGAAAAGACGUAUUGAACUUUCAUUUAGUUUUCAUUGUUCAACAAUGGAAUUAUAUUUUUGUAUAAUUCCAUCAUUACAACAUGAAACAUAUUUAAAAUCACGUCAAUGUUCAAAAGAAAAUUGUGAAAAAAAUUAUCUUUUAAUUCAUAGAAAUGAAAUGAAAUUUUCUUUCAAUGAUAAUAAAGAAAGUCAAAAAAUUAUUUUACAUAAAAAUGAUACAAUUGAACUUGAAUGGAUAUCAAAACGUUGUAAUGGUUAUCGUAUAGAAGAAAAUAGAUAUUGCCCAAUAUCUGGUGGCCUUUAUAAAAUCGAACAAACAUCAGAUAUAAUAACAAAUCGUGCUGUAACACAAGGAAAAUUUCAAAGAACAUUUAAUGAAUAUGGUACAUCAUUUUUAUUUCGUUUAACUGAAACAAAUCAAAUUCAUGAUAUCAUGGUAUGUAUUAUAAAAGAUAAAUAUCAAAUAAAACAUAUUGAAAUAACUGAUAUAAAUAUUCAACCAAAUAUUAUUUCAAUUGAACAAAAUGACUCAAUUAUAUUUGAAUGGAAUACAAAAGAAAAACAAACUCUUAUUCAAAUUGAUCCUUAUCUGAUCGAUGAAAAUACACAACAAUCAAUCGAAUUGAAAACAAUCGGAGAACAUUUCUUUUGGCCAUAUGAUCCAUCCUAUCGUGGUUAUAUGAUUCAUAAAUUUAAUCAAACAGGUAUUUUUUGUUUUAAAACAGCAAAUAACCAAAUUGGAACGAUUAUUGUUGAACCAAAGAAAAAUAUUUAUUCUUUUCCAAUUUUUGGUGAUCAAUUAAUUUUAAAAAUGAAUACAAAUGAUUUAGUUCAAUUUGAAUGGAAGAUGACUGAUUCACAAGAAGAACCAGUAUUAAUCACGGUUGAUGCUAAUACAUCCAUCGUACCGGAUGUAGCGGGUGGUCUUACAGGAAUAUUUGAUUGUUCUAUGCAUAAAUGUGUCAAAGUUGAACCAUUUUUUCGUUCUUAUUUCCAUACAUGCGAAACAUUUCUUCUUCAUAUUCCACAACAUGGUCUUUAUAGUUUUGCAUAUUGUGAUAAUCGUGAUGAUGUUGUAUUAAGUGUUAUUGUUGAAAAUAGUAUUAAUAAUCAUCAUAUCACAUAUAGUGAACAAAAUAUGUUUGAACCAAAUACAAUAAUUGUUAAUCGUAAUGAUCAAGUUUGGUUUGAUUCGAUAUCAGCAAAUAUUUAUCGAGCAGAUGAAUAUGGAAAUCAUUUAGACGUAGAUAAACCAAUUUUUCAACCACAAUUAAAUAGUAUGAAUUAUUUUAUGCAACAAUUUAAACAAAUUGGAAUUUAUUAUUUUUCAACGGAUAUUAAGAAUGAUAAUUAUACAACAAAAAUUUCAUCAUCAUCAUCACCAUUAGCGAUUAUUGUUUUACCUGAAAUUCAUUUCCAUUAUAAAUUCAUUCGUCUUGGUGAUUUUGAUUUUCAAGCAAUAAUAACUAAUAUAAAUGAUUUUGUUAUAUGGCAAUUUGAACAAAUUAUUCGUUUCGGUGUUAUACAAUUACGUUCAAAUGAAACUUUACAAGAUUUAGCAUCAUGUCAUGAUCGAGCUGUAUCAGGUCGUAAUCGACAAUGUCUUGCUGUUGAAUGUAUUAUGCCUGGAGUAUUUUAUUUCGCUAAUCCAGAAUUUGAACGAGUUACUGGUUCAGAACAGGAUCGUCUAAUAUCAACAAUUAUUAUUGAUCCACCAUUUAGUAAAGCAUGUUUUUUUAUUACACAUCAACAAUUUGUUCCUAAUGUUUUCCAUAUUGCUCAGAAUGAAAGUAUUUCAUGGGUAUUAUUAAAUAACGAUCAAUAUCAUCGAAUUUAUGUUGAAUCAAAUGAAAAUGAGAAACCAAACUUAAACGAAAAUAAUCGUAUUGAUCGAUCAAUUGAACAAUAUGUGCCUGAUAUACAUUAUUUAUAUACAUUUAAUCAAUGUGGACAAUAUACUAUUCGAUCUGAUCGUUUCAAUAAUACAGCAACUGUUAUUGUUUAUUCAGAUGAUAUCAUUCGAAAUGAUAAAAAACGAACACAACAACCUCAAAUAAUCGAAGAAAUUGAUACACUUAGUCAAUUUAAAACACGAGUACAUUUAAAAUAUCCAAAUCAAGAUGCGAUAAUAUAUUAUACACUUGAUGGAACGCUUCCAACAAGACAUCAUGAUAAUGUUCAUAUUUAUAAUACUAAUGAAGAUAUAUGUUUUGAUCAACCAGGUUUUCAUAUUUUACGUGCCUAUGCAACUGAAAAUGAAAAGAUAUCAAGCAGUGUUAUUACAAGCAGUAUUUAUUAUAACGAUAUUGAAUUAGGAAAAUUGAUGUUGCCUUUUGAACAUAGAGUUUAUUUUGACUAUUAUUUUAGUCCAACUUUUGUUAUGGAAAAUGAUGAACUAGAAAUAGUGAAUGAAUCUCUGUCAGCAUGGAGUAGUACAAAAAUAAAUCUUUCAGCUUCCAUACAAUAUCCAAACAAAUUAUAUGGAAAAAUUCAAGUGGAACCAACAAGUUCAGCAGAUCUUGUUGAUCAUUUUGAAUUAUAUGUAGAUGAUAUAGCACAAAGUGUCAAUCUAUCACCAACUGAUAUUAUAUUUUCAGCCGAAGGUUUUGCUGGUGGUGAACAAUAUGAAAUCUAUAUUUUAGCUUAUCCAAAAUCAAAUAUUAUUAAUGCUAUACCAAUACCAUCGAAUAAACGGGCAUUUGAAAUUAAACGAGAAAUUCAUGGUGCACCAUUAAUUAGUUUAGCUGUAUCGAAUGAACAAACGACAAUCUUUUUAAUGUGGGCUCAUAUUGGAGAUCAUGUUAGUGAAUAUAUUGUUUAUGUUGAUGAUAUUGAAAGGACAACGAUUUUUGAAAAAGAUUUUAAUGAUUUUUUUGGUAUUCAGUUUCAUGGUGCUCAACAACGAAAAAGAUACCUUUUACAUGUUGAAGCAAAACUAAAAAAUAGUAAUGAUAUUCGAAAAUCAAAUAUCCUUAAUGUUAAUCCACCAUUAGAAAUGCCAUUAAAAGAACAAUUAAUUGAUCGAUAUUUUGCAUAUAUAACAGUUAAUGCUGAAAUUCCACCACCUGAUAUGCGAUUAGAGAUUAUUCAUCUUGAUCAUUUUCCACAUCCUCGUCCAGAACCACAACGUAAAAUUGAAACUCUUUCUAUUACUCCUAGUCUUCAGGAUGCCAUUCCAACAAUAUCAUUUCAGCAAAAUUCUAAUGGUAUUACACUGUUUUGGAGCAAAUCAACACAGAGAAUCUCAGAUAUUGUUCAUAAUUAUCGAAUUAUUGUUGACGGAGAACAAUACGGGGAAUCAAUCUCACCAUCUGAUGAGCCAAACUUUCAAUUAAAUCUCUCACCAGGCAAACAUGAGUGCUAUUUAUCUGUUAUACCGAAAGAUGACGAACAGGAAAUUUGGAAAUCGAAUAUUCUUCAAUUUGAUAUUCCAUCUAUUGAUGAUCAAGAAUUAGAACAAAAGCCAUUACAAGAUCCAUCCAAUGUUGAUGAUCACGGAGUUUCUGAUGAAAAAGAUGAUCUGACAACAUUAAAUGUUCCCUUGUCUCAACCGAUACUUAAAGUAACACAAAUCGGGAUACAAAUGGUAAAUUUAUCAUGGACAUUGAAUGAUUCUGUUGAUCCUUCAUGGAUUAGAGCCUAUCGCAUUAUUGUAAAUACAAAAUCGACUAUAACCCUUCCACCUGAUCAACAUGAAUACAAAUUAGAAAACCUUGAGCCAGAUACCACAAAUGAAGUUCAAAUCUCUGUGACAUCUCGCGCAGAUUUUGCUGAUGAAAAAAUCUCUGAACCAGUACAUAUUAUAUGUCCACCACGACCACAAUCACCAACAAUCCAAUCAAUUGAUUCUACUCAACCAUGUUCCAUUGGAAUAAAAUGGAAAAUAAAUAAAAAUAAUUCAGAUAGAAUAACAUCUUUUAAAAUUUUUCUCGAUGGAAAACUUCAUGAUGAAAUCGAUACUGAUGGACAGCAUUCAUUUAAAUAUGAAUAUACUCAAUUACAAAUUAAUCAAACAUAUUCAAUUUUUAUUAAAGCAUGUAUAAAACAAAACAUCUUUGAUGGUUCCAUCUAUCAAUGUGAUAUUGAAUCAAAUGCAUCGAAUGAAUUAAUAUUAGAAUGUACUACUCCAUCAAAAGUUGCACCUCUACGAAUCGAACGAAUGCAUCCAGAUGGAAUUGAUAUUGUUUGGGAUACACCUACAGAAGAUCAGGAUAUGAAUAUAAUUGGAUAUCAGGUAUUGAAAAAUGGACGACCCAUUGGUAAACCAAUACCAGUUGAUCAACGACGAGCUUCUAUUCAUGAUCUCGUAGUUGGUAAUCGAUAUUCAUUACAAGUAGUACCAAUAAGACAACAUUCUGAUAGCUUCUUAGAAUAUAAUCCUGAAAAUCAUGAUUCCUAUUUAUUAGGACCAAAACUUGACAUCGAAUUUACAGAUUUAAUACAGAUUCCAUCAAAACUUUGGAUUGAAAAUAUUUCUGGUCAUUCAGCAGUAGUUUGUUGGUCUCAAGUCGAUGAUUUAUCAAAUGAAAAUACAAUGCCAGAUAGUUACAAAUUACAUAUUUGGAAUAGUAGAGAACAAACACGUCAUCAAACUACCGUUAUUUCAAUAUCAAAAGAUAAAACUAGCCAACAAUUAAAAGAUCUUCAAUCCAGUACAAUUUACGAAGUUCAAUUAGAAGCGUAUAAAAGACGACAUCAUCAAAUAACAAAUGAAUCAUAUAUUGUCUCAACUAUAUCUGAUAUUUUAACAUUUGAAACAGGUGCACCACCAAAUGCACCAUCAAACUUGCAUAUCAUUUCUUGUACCAAUACAGCUGUUCGUUUAGGUUUUGAUCCAUUUGUUGAACAUAGUGCAGAAAUAAUAGCACUUCGUGUUCAUUGUGAAUCGCUUCAUUCAGGAAAGAAUUCAAGAGAUAUUAUUUUUGAUUUAACACCUGAUUCAACAGAAUUUCUUUUAUCAAAUUUGAUUGAACGUACAGAAUAUAAUGUCACUAUUUAUGCAAUAACUGAUGAAUAUUUAAAUGAAAUUGAUUGUCAUGAUAUUUCACAGUUACCGAAAAAAUUAAAAUUAUCCAAUUGGUUAAUAAGUCAAAGUUUACAAUUUACAACAAGUGGUUGUGAGCCAGCAAGUCAACUACAUAUUUGUAGUGCAACUUUUGAAUCAAUACAACUUGAAUGGAUAUUACCGAAAGCUUAUGGUUCAACAAAAUAUCUUAGUCAAAUACUUCGAUGGAAAUUAGAACGUGGUAGUGAAGAACAUAGUAUGGAACUUGAUUGUAAUAGUACAAAUGCAAUAAUACCUGGAAUACUACAACAAGGUUUAUAUAGAAUCUCACUUGAUUCAUUAUUUAGUAUGAAAAGGAAUCUUGAAGAUGAUGAAAUAAAUCGAAAAGAAAUUUGUUUAACAAUAAGUGAAAUAACGUUGGUACGUUAUCGUAUACCAGAUUUAUCUGAACGACCAGAAAUUUGUUUAACUGGUUAUACAACAUCAACAAUUGAUUUAACAUGGAAUAAACCAAAUAUGUUUAAUAUUAUUGAUCAUCCAGAAAGAUUAAAUGAACAAAUUAAAAUUCAUCGAAAAUUACUUGGAUAUAGAGUUGAAAUUAAUGGACGAAAAUAUAAUACUCUAGACGAAAAUCAAUAUCAAUGUACAUUGACUGAAUGUCAUGCUGGUGAAGAAUAUAAAGUACGAUUAGUUGCACAAACUAGUGUUCAAAAUGAAUAUCUAAAUGAUAUGUUUUUACAUGAUGAUGAGCCUAAUGAAACACCCUCAAAAAAAUUACGUGUUCGAAUGUUAACAGAUCAAGAUCUCCUUCGUUCCUUUCAAGCUAAUUUUGAAUUUCAUCAUCAUGUAACAAAAGAAAAUAUCAUUAAACAAAGAAAUGAAAUAAAACCAUUAGGAAAAAUAAAUAUACAUUGGAUAGUAUCAAAUGUCGAAAAUAUUUCAUAUUUUAUUCUACAAUGGCAUUCAUCAAAAGAUUCAUAUAUUCAACAAAAAUUAUUCAAAAGUAAUGAAACAUCAUUUACGAUAGAUGUCUGUGAUGAAAAAGAAUUUUAUAUUAUUGAAAUAAUUAUUGUUACAAACGAUGAUAUAAAAUAUCAAUAUGAACAAUUAAAAAUGCCAAUACCAGGUGAACCAGAUGCACCAAAAUUAUGGUUACUUAAAACAUCUGAUUCAAAUUUUGUUGUUGAAUGGUCAGAACCAAAAUCUUAUGGCAUACCUAUUAUUGGCUUUCAAUUAUAUAUUGAAGGUAAAAAAGCAGGUGAUAUGGUUGAAGUUAAUUUACGUCGAGCUGAAAUUCCUUCGGAGAUUAAUCGAGCAUAUGAAAUCAAUAUAUGUGCUUUAACAAAUAAUCCUCAACGUACGCGAUCAGUUAUGUCACAAACAUUAGCAGUUAUUACAACACCAGCAAUGCAGAUCAAUGAUAAUAUAACUCCUGCAAUAUCUAUUCAAAUUGAAUCAAUUAAUGAAGAAAAACUUCAUGUUAAUUGGAAAACAUUUGUACCGAUGACAGAAAUACGUUGUUAUUAUAUUCAUUAUACUUGUUUGAAUACGGGUGAAAUACAAACUAUGAAAGUAUCGAAACGAUAUCGACAUGCAACGAUACGUAAUUUAAACUCGGGUUUUACGUAUGAAAUCAUGGUUUUGGCUGUUGAUAAAAAUGGUAGAAUAUUAUAUUCAUCAGAUAAAAGUACUAUUCAUAUGAAUGUGUCACCUAAUGCUCCAAUUGUUGCAAUUCGUGAACGUACAAAUGAUCAUGUAACACUUGAAUGGCGUCCAGCACCAAAUUGUGAUGAACUUACUAUUGUUAGCUAUAAAAUAUAUGUUAAUAAUCGUCUAACAGCUAUUCUUUCUAAUGAUCAAUUAUCAUAUACUUUGACAAAUGGUUCAGCGUGUGAAGAAUAUACAGUUUAUAUUCAAGCAAUAAGUGAUGAUAAAAAUAUCCCGAGUCCAAUGUCUCGUGGUGUCAAAUUUCUUUGGCCAGGUAUUAAACCAGGUAUAUUUCGACGUUUAGAUGAUGGACAAACAGGGAUUGUUGUUGUUGCUUGGGAACAACCUCGUUUAGAAGAUGAAACAGACAAAUUGAUUGGAUUUAAACUUUUUUCAGAAAAUAUGUCAACACAUGUUGUUCGUUCGCAUGGUGAAUAUAAUGCCGAAACAUACCGAGCAGUAAUCUAUAAUUUAAGUAAUGCAAAAUAUCUUCUUUGGUUAGAAAUUCAAAGUGAACUUUAUUCUGUUCGUGCUCGACCAAUUACAAUUACAUCUGGUCGAUUUCGAAGUCGCUCAUCAUUUGCACCAGCAAAAUGUUUUUUGAAAAAACAAAAACGGUAA
This is a messenger RNA of Adineta steineri, 7596 nucleotides long. The record is from the annotation of a GenBank genome assembly. Lineage: Eukaryota; Metazoa; Rotifera; Eurotatoria; Adinetida; Adinetidae.